AGCUCUCAAGGUCGUGGUCUGGAUAUGUAUCAGCCAUUCCAGGCCUUCUGUCCACAGCCUUACCAAACGCCUGGCAGCAGUCAAUCGCUCAAGCAGCGGUUCUAUCAGCCUGGGCAAUUCCAACAAGCUAAUCUGUUCACCCCGACCGGCCAGCCUGUGCAGCCAGCUGGUUAUGCUAUGCAUCAGCAACAACAACAACACCUCUACACUCCAACGGUAUCGGUGGAAUCGGCUCCCCCUGAGAUCACUGAGGUCCGAGAGGAACAAGUUCGACAGUUGCCAACCAAGCAAAACGUUCGAGAGGAAAUUGAAGAGGAGAUCGUGGAAGUGUACGUCGACGUCCCGGAGGUCGAGUACGUGGAGGAGCUCAUCGAAGUGCCGCAAAUUCAAUAUGUCGAGAAGGUCGUGGAGGUCCCUCAAGUGCAAGUGGUUCAGAGGACGGUCGACAAGGUUGUCAACGUCGAUGUCCCUCGUAAAGUCGUCCAGGAACGUAUCACACACAGACCUGUCAAGCAGGUUGUUGAGGUCCCCAAGUAUGUGAGAGUCCCUCACAUUGUUGAGCAAAUUGUCGAGGUGCCUCAAGAGGUGGUACGUGAGGAAGUAAUUGAAGUUAAACGUCCUAUCACACGUGAGAAGGUCAUCCCCAGGAUGGUCGAGAAGGUCCAGAAGGUUCCAAGGUAUCUUCACGUGCCUCAAAUCGUGGAACAGGUGAUCGAGGUUCCGAGGGAAGAGAUCAUAGAGCAGAUCAACCACAUUCCGAAGAUUCAGGUGCAAGAAAGGGUAAUUCCGAAGUACGUCGAGCACAUUGAGAAGGUGCCGAUCUACCGUCAUAUCCCCAAGAUCAUGGAACAGAUCGUGGAGAUACCUGUCGAGCAGAUCGAGGAGGAGAUCAUUGAGGUUCCUCGUAUUACCACUGUCGAGCGCAUCAUCCCUAAGUCGGUCCACCAGACUGUUGAGGUGCCCAAGUACCGGCAUAUCCCCCAAAUCACUGAGGAGGUUAUUGAGCACCCUAUCGAACAGAUCGUGGAGCAGGUCAUUCACGUGCCCAAGACUGAAGUGGUGGAACGUGUUAUCCCCAAGUCGGUCGAGCAGGUCGUUGAGGUGCCUAGGGUCGUCUACGUGCCACAGAUUGUUGAGGAAAUCGUCGAGGUCGAGAGGCGUGUUCCCAAGAUUGAGGUCGAGGAGACUGUGCGUGAAGUGCCUGUGAUUCACACGCAGGAACGCGUGAUUGAGAUACCCAAGGUUCAUCGUAGGAUCAUCGAUGAUGUUGAACAACAGGACACGCAGGAUGUGGUGGUGAAGAAGAAGAGGGUGGUUGAGAAGGUCAUUGAGAGGAAGGUGCCGGUCAUUGAGAAGGUCCAGAAGCACGUCCCCAAAUACGAGGUUCGGGAGGUGGUCCGUGAGGUCCCGCGUGUGGAGUACCAAGAGAACAUCAUCGAGAACGUCAUUGAGGUGCCGGUCGACAGGCCUUAUGUUGAGUAUGUCGACAAGGUCAUUGACGUUCCUGAGGUGGAGUAUCACGAGAACGUUGUGGAGGUGCCUGAGGAGCAGGUGGUGUACAAGCACGUUCCUAAGGUCUACGAGACGGUCGUUCAGCGUACGGUUGAAGUGCCCGAGAUCCACGAGAUCGAGAGAGAGGUUGAGGUCCCACAGGUUAGGUAUGAGGAGGAGAUUAUCGAAGUGCCUGUACCACAGACUGUCCAGAAGAUCGUCGAGGUCCCGGUUACCAAGACUGUACAGGUCGACGUUGAGGUGCCCGAGAUCCAAGUGGUGGAGCGUGAGGUCGAGGUGCCUGUUGUGAAGCGUGUGGAGGAGGUCAUCGACGUCGAGGUCCCUCAGACUGUGCAGAAGUACGUGAACGUUCCUGUGCACAAGAAGGUCCAGAAGUACGUGGAUGUUCCCCAAGUGCAGUAUGUCGACCGAGAAGUCGAAGUCCCGGUGAUCCAGCAGGUCGAGAAGAUCAUCGACGUUCAUGUACCGCAAGUCGUCCAGAAGCACGUCCAAGUGCCGGUGACGAGGACCGUGCAGAAGGUGGUUGAAGUCCCCGAGGUGCAGUACGUCGACAAGGAGGUCGAAGUGGUGGUCCCUCGUUAUGUGGAGAAGAUCAAUGAAGUCCCGGUCCCUCAAGUGGUGCGGAAGUAUGUCGAUAAGAUCAUCGAGGAGACUCAAGUCCAGCGCGUUGAACGUGUUGUAGAGGUGCCUCAAGUACAGACUGUUGACCGCUAUGUCGAAGUGAAUCAGACUGAAGUGGUGGCUGGUGAGAGUAAGAAGCGCAAUAAGCAGCUUGAAACUAUCUACUUGGACGGAGGGGUCGAGCGAGUGCAAGUACGGGAGAAUCUCAAUCCCAACAUGUUUGGUGGAGAUCUCUCACAUUCAGCUCAAACAGUCCUCGCCCCACCCAUGGGAGGAGCAGGCGGGCCGAUGUCUCGGUCUCAGCACUCUGCUACUCCGGUGGCUAAUUUAGACUACGGCAUGGGCAUGCAAAAUCUGGCAUAAUUCUUACUGGUAUUGUUUAUCAUCUCAUGAUCAUCUCAUUCAGUAAGAAUAAGGUUACACUAU
Messenger RNA from Perkinsus marinus ATCC 50983, 2559 nucleotides. Its product is annotated as Involucrin, putative. Bases 25 to 2496 code for a protein of 823 amino acids. The transcript is spliced from 4 exons. NCBI's taxonomy places the organism in Eukaryota, Perkinsozoa, Perkinsida, Perkinsidae. The record is from RefSeq and is a predicted model, not a curated record.